Molecule: messenger RNA, 1550 nt
Organism: Esox lucius (northern pike)
Lineage: Eukaryota; Metazoa; Chordata; Actinopteri; Esociformes; Esocidae
Gene: smarcb1a
Product: SWI/SNF related, matrix associated, actin dependent regulator of chromatin, subfamily b, member 1a
Exons: 9
Coding region: 37-1158 (373 amino acids)
Biological process (GO): regulation of transcription by RNA polymerase II; chromatin remodeling
Cellular component (GO): nucleus; nuclear chromosome
Molecular function (GO): transcription coregulator activity
Source: RefSeq, a predicted model, not a curated record
GGUUGAUCUUUGUUAUUACGUUUCCAAAAUUCCAAUAUGGCGCUUAGUAAAACCUUUGGGCAGAAACCUGUCAAAUUUCAGCUUGAAGAAGAUGGGGAUUAUUAUAUGAUUGGAUCGGAGGUUGGAAAUUACUUGCGUAUGUUCAGAGGUUCCUUGUAUAAGAGAUACCCCUCGCUAUGGAGGAAAUUGGCAUCAGUGGAGGAGCGGAAGAAAAUAGUGGAAUCAUCACAUGAUCAUGGUUACACAACCUUAGCUACCAGUGUGACUCUUCUGAAAGCAUCGGAGGUAGAGGAAAUCUUUGAAGGAAACGAUGAGAAGUACAAAGCUAUCUCUAUCAGCACAGAGCCUCCAGCCUACCUCAGGGAGCAGAAGGGUAAAAGGAAUAGCCAGUGGGUCCCCACACUGCCUAACAGUUCUCAUCAUCUGGAUGCCGUGCCCUGCUCCACCACGAUUAACCGCACCCGCUUAGGUCGAGACAAGAAGAGGACCUUCCCUCUCUGCUUUGAUGACCACGAUCCUGCCGUGAUCCACGAGAACGCCACCCAGUCUGAGGUUCUGGUUCCGAUCCGACUGGACAUGGAGAUAGAGGGCCAGAAGCUCAGGGAUGCUUUUACCUGGAAUAUGAACGAGAAGCUCAUGACUCCCGAGAUGUUUGCAGAGAUCCUGUGUGACGACUUGGACCUGAACCCUCUGGCCUUCGUCCCAGCCAUCGCCUCAGCCAUCCGCCAGCAGAUAGAGUCGUAUCCCACAGACAGCAUCCUGGAUGAACAGACUGACCAGAGGGUCAUCGUAAAGCUUAACAUCCAUGUCGGGAACAUCUCACUGGUGGACCAGUUUGAGUGGGACAUGUCAGAGAGGGAGAACUCUCCAGAGAAGUUUGCCCUGAAACUGUGUUCAGAGCUUGGCCUAGGGGGAGAGUUUGUCACCACCAUUGCCUACAGCAUCCGAGGACAACUUAGUUGGCAUCAGAGGACAUAUGCUUUCAGUGAGAACCCACUUCCCACGGUGGAGAUAGCCAUCCGGAACACAGGCGAAGCCGACCAAUGGUGCCCACUGCUCGAGACACUCACGGACGCAGAGAUGGAGAAGAAGAUCAGGGACCAGGACCGAAACACGCGGCGCAUGAGACGACUGGCAAACACGGCCCCAGCGUGGUAGGUAAGGUAAUGCUGUUUGGUCAGGACAGACAGAUGGCUGUGAAGUACUGGACUGAUGGAACUUGCCAGGUGAACGGCAUUAACACAGACAUUCCUUGAGCCUGUUUACCAGUGCAGGUCUUCAUCAGACACCUCUGCCCUACAGUCUUGACACCCAUCCACCCCGCAAUGUGUUCAUUUGAGCAGAGCUCUACCAGAAUGGAAAAUGACAAUGUUGUCCCUCUUCCCCUGUGUGGUGAACCUGUUCCCACUUUGACCACUGACUCUUCUGCUCACCCCCAAAGGAGAGAGGGGGGAAAAAAACACACAGGAAAACCCAGAAAAUAUUAUGUUGUAUUUGUCUUUUUGUACAUUUGAAUAAUUCUUACGAAAAUAAAAGUUAAAUGAUCUUCA